Molecule: messenger RNA, 1101 nt
Organism: Fulmarus glacialis (Northern fulmar)
Lineage: Eukaryota; Metazoa; Chordata; Aves; Procellariiformes; Procellariidae
Product: folate receptor gamma-like
Exons: 7
Coding region: 1-1101 (366 amino acids)
Biological process (GO): G protein-coupled receptor signaling pathway
Cellular component (GO): membrane; external side of plasma membrane
Molecular function (GO): olfactory receptor activity
Source: RefSeq, a predicted model, not a curated record
AUGCCUGCGAAGGACCCAUUGCUGAACAUCUGUAUGGAUGCCAAACACCACAAAACCAAGCCUGGCCCAGAGGGGAUGCUGCAUGACCAGUGUGCUCCCUGGAAGGACAACGCCUGCUGCACAGCCAACACCAGUUCAGAAGCCCACAAGGACCAAUCCAACCUGUACAACUUCAACUGGAACCAUUGUGGGCUGAUGCCACCCAAGUGCAAGCGCCACUUCAUCCAGGACACAUGCUUGUAUGAGUGCUCACCCAACCUGGGGCCCUGGAUUGACCAGGCUGACAGCAGCUGGCGUCGGGAGAGGAUUCUUCAUGUGCCACUCUGCAAAGAGGACUGUGAGGAGUGGUGGGAGGAUUGCAAGGACUACGUCACCUGCAAAGAGAACUGGCACAAGGGCUGGAACUGGGCAACAGGAACAAACCGCUGUCCUUGGGGCUCCAUGUGCAGACCCUUCAGCCACGUCUUCCCCCGACCAAAAGACCUGUGUGAGAAAAUCUGGUCCAACUCUUACAAAUACACCACAGAGCACCGGGGCAGCGGACGCUGCAUCCAGAUGUGGUUUGACCCUGCCCAGGGAAACCCCAAUGUGGUCGUGGCGAAGUACUAUGCAGCUCCUGCUGUCUAUGCAGGUUCUGGUCAGCUCUGCCACUGUUGCCAGGAUAGGCAGGAUCAGGCUGGUGUCCUGGGCUGCUCCAGGUUGCUCCGCAACCAUUCCUCCACUUCUGGAAUUAAGGAUUACUGUCUGCAUCAGGACCUGAUCAAGCUGGUGUGUAUAGACAUCACAUUCAAUAACUGGGCCAUUCUGAGCAUCACAUCCCAGAGGGAGCGUCUCAAGGCUUUGAACAACUGCCUGUCCUGUAUCCUGGCAGUCCUGAUCCUGGUUGUCUUGUCCAUGGUUCACUGGUAUGGCAAGCAUGCUUCCCCUCUCAUUCACAUCAUCAUGGACAAUGUCUACCUGCUGCCCCCCUCCCCUAUGCUGAACCCCAUCAUCUACAGCAUAAAAACUAAACAGAUGCACAGGAUCUGCCUUUCAGAGGCAGCUCUGCCUGAGAUGGAGACAGCAACACCUGACCAAGGAGGAGUUGAGGGGAUGGGAUGA